Messenger RNA from Closterium sp. Naga37s-1, 4602 nucleotides. The record is from the annotation of a GenBank genome assembly. Lineage: Eukaryota; Viridiplantae; Streptophyta; Zygnematophyceae; Desmidiales; Closteriaceae.
AUGGCGCACGACGGCAAUGCGACGCCUGGCGACGAGGGCGAAUUCGAGGGCGACAGCUGCGAGUUGUCGUUCCUCGAGGAGGCGAGCGAGCUGCAGCGCCUCGUCGCCAUACUCGUGCCCUCCGCGCAGUCCGAUCGGUCUGGAUCGGUGCAAUGCGGUGUGUCGAAUUUCGGAAUCGCAGAGGCGGAUGAGGAUGCGCAACGAAGGCGCGCGGUGGAAGACGGGGAGAUGCGCGACGACCCGCGGGCAGCAGUGCUGCUCCGCUUCGAAACCAUCUGCGCCAAGUACCGCGAGCAGCCGGAGCUGCUGGACCCGCACCUCUCCGCGCUGCUCUCCCCCGCCAUGGCCUGCCUCUCCGCGCACGCGCUCGCUGCCGCGGCCGCGCUGCCCUCCGCGCUUGCGGGAGGCUCCGCGGGGUCGGGGGAACUCGAGCGGGCGAUGGGGGAGGCGGAGGCGCAGCGGAUGGUGCGGGAAGUGGCGGGGGCGGCGUGCGUGGUGCAGGUGGUGGCGUACGUGCGCGGCGCCAAGGUCGUCUGUCGCUUCUUCCCCAACGCGCCCUCCCACCUCGAACCCGCGCUCGCGCUGCUGCUGCUCGUGCUCCGCCUCUCGCCCGCGCCGCCCAAGGUAGCGCUGCAGGGAUGCAGUGGUGGGGGAGCGCGGAUGCAAUGGUGGGAUGCAGUGUGGCGCGUGCACUAUGCGCUGCUCUCGUGGCUCUCGCACCUGCUGCUGCUGCCCUUCUCCCUCCCCUCCCUCGACUCCAACCUCUUCGCCCCCCAACCCCCCGCCUCCCUGCAACCCUCCUCCCUCGAACACUCCUCCCAACCGCCACCAGCAGCAGCAGUGUCAGCACCCGUGGCGUCCCAUGUGCUCCACCGCCUCCUACCACUCCCCACCGCUGCAUGGGAAGGGAGGUUGUCAGAAGCAUGGUCACUGCCCGACGUGCUGCUGCGAGCGUGCCUCACCUUCCUGCCCAACGGCCGCCUGCCCGUCCCCCUCAUGCUCGCCCGCCUCCUCUCCCGCCCCGAAAUGCACUCCCCCCUCGCCUGGUUCAUGGAAGAGAGUCGCCGCCUUGUGGCCUCGCUCUCUGCCGCCCUGCCCUCGCCAGCCGCUCUUCCGGACGGCCCGCCAGGCAGGGGAGAGGGAGCAGCAGUGGUGGCAGUGGAGGAGGGGAAGGGGCGGGCACCACUGUCGGAGGAGCUGCUGGCCCCUGUCGUCCUCACCCUCGCCGCCAUCUUCAAGACAGCCCCACGUGCUGAGCUCACUCACCACACACACCCAGUGUGGGCCACCAUCCUCCUGCCCCUCCUCCACUCCACCUCGCCUUCCAACCUUCCCCACUCCGCGGGCUCCUCUCCCCACCCCAUGUGCGCGCGUCCUGUCUCACUGCUGCUCCCCCUGGCCCUCGUGAAGCUGCUCCAUCGCCUCGCCCUCUCCCUUCUGCCGCCCCGCCAGCCCUCCUGGCGCUACCAGCGCAGCAUCCAUCGGGUGGACGCCCCCCCCUCUGCAGCCCCCCCCGCGCCCUUGCCAUCGCCAGCAGCAGGAGGUGCUGGGCCGGGCGCGGAACAGGGGGUGGCGGCAAGUGCGGAAGGAGUGGGAGGGGCGGAGGAGAGAGAGCUGGGGCGGAGAGAGGGGGAGGGGGAGGGGGAGGAAGAGGGGGAGGAGGAAGAGGAAGAGGAGGUGGCGGAGCUGGUGGAGGAGGCGGUGGGGGAGCUGCUGCCCAUGCUCAAACACGAGUCAACGGAUGUGCGGUGGGCGGCAGCGCGCGGCCUGUCGCGGGUGGUGGGUGGCUUGCCAGCUGGCAUGGCGGACGAAGUGGUGGCGGCCGUCAUUGCCUUGGUGGACCCGCACGAGCUACCAUCGGACAGUGCAUGGCAGGGCGUGUGUCUGGCACUCGCAGAGCUGGCAGCCAGAGGGCUGCUGCUGCCGUCGCGCCUGCACUCCGUCACGCCGCUCCUCGCCUCCGCGUUGCACUACGAGGUGUUGCGGGGGGCGGUGGGCACGGGGGCGCAUGUGCGCGAUGCAGCGGCGUAUGUGUGUUGGGCCAUCGCCCACUCCUUCUCACCGCCCGUUGCUGCUGCCUCCCUGCAGCAGCUAUGCCCUCACCUCCUCGCCGUUGCCUGCUGUGACCGCCAGAUGAAGUGCAGGUGGGCGGCAGCAGCGGCCUUCCAGGAGGUGGUGGGCCGCUUUGGCUGCAUCUCCGACGCCCAAGCGCUCUCCACACCCACCACCCGAGGCACACCCCAUGCCUCCACCAGAGGACCUAGCCAAGGAGGUGAUGCGGUGGAGAGUGGUGCGGAGAAGGAGGAGCAGUGGGUGCCAGCAGGGGGCAUCGCCAUAGUGAAUGCGGCUGACGUCACGUCGCUGUCAUCCACUCGCACUGCAUUCACUCAGGUGCCCACCACAGCCGCAUCUGUCAGUCUGAGAAGCCUUCUUUGUCCUCAUCUGCCUUUGCCCUUUAGCACAUGCACAUGCACCACACACGUGCCCCCGUUACCAUCAUUUCUCCUCGCCUCCCAUAUCUCCUCCUGCCUCUCCUCCUGCUGUCCCCCCUGCUUCCAGGUGGCACUAUUCGUGGCAGGCUAUCCGGAGUACCGCGAGCAGCUGUUGCUCAAGCUAGCAGCCAGCACGCACCACUGGGACAAGGCCAUCCGCGCCCUCGCAGCUGAAUCCCUCGCCGCCAUUGUCCCUCUUGACCCGCCCCGCCUCCUCUCCCUCUUGCACCUACACCUCCUCCCCCUGCUCGCCUCCCCCGACCCCCCCUCCCGCCAUGGGGCUCUCCUCGCCACCGCAGCCCUCCUCCCGCCCCUCUCCGCCUCCCCGCCCUCCCCGGCCCUCUCAGACACCCUCUCCUCACUCACCGCCUCCCUCCCCACGCUGCUCGCCCCGCGCUCCUUCCGAGGGCGCCUAGCUGCGGAUCUCAAGGUGGCCUGCUGCCGCCUGCUCUCCGCGCUCGCUGCUGCACUGCCCCGCGCACAACUGCCGCCCCUGCCCACACCUGCUCUCACUGUGGCUACUGCUUGCCUGCAUGACAUGCUGGCAGGGGAUGGGGGGGAGCUGCAGUGUGCGCGGGCGCGCUUUGUCUCGUCAAUCCAGGAGGCAGCAGCAGCAGCCCUGUGGGACCUCGCUCGCACCCAGCAUUCCCCUGCUUGCACAGACUUUGCUCGCCAAAUAAUAACGCGCCACGUGGCGACUCUGGAGUCCGCCAGCUCAGCAGCGAGUGCGAGGCGAGGCGCUGUGCUGGCGCUGCAGUGCUUCCUGCCCAGCCUCUGCCCCGCCUGGCCCUCCGCCUCUCCCCUUGACUCCCCUGCUGCUGGCACUGACAACGUGGGGCUAGGUGUGGGGGGCGCAAACACAGGGCUAGAGGACGGAGAAAGACAUGGGGAGACGGAGGGGAGAGGGGGUGAGGGAGGGGUGGAUGAGGGUGAGAGGUCAAGGCGCGAGCUGGCAGAGCGGGUGGUGAAGGCGCUGUGUGCUGCUGCCACCGACAAUCGGGGGCGUCGUGCUGUGACUGACGUGGCAGUGCGCGCAGCAGCAGUGGAAGCGCUGGGUAAUGCAGCCAGCAUCAUUCCCCUCCUGCAGGCCGGCGGGGCAGGCGCAAGGGGGCACACAGGGACGGGUGGGGGAGAUGGGGCAGAAGCGGAAGGGGAGGGCGAGAAGGAGGAGGUUGAGGACUACACGGAGGACCAGCGGGGUGACGUGGGCCGCCUCGUGAGGGAAGCUUCCAUGAAAGCGCUGGUGGCGUGGGUGGAAGAAGUGUACAGAUUGAGAGAGGUGUGGGAGGGCGAGGUGGGAAAUGCACCAAGUAACACUGACGCAGCACCUGACGCCCCAUCGUCUCAGCGGCGGCACAUUGGGGUUGGGGAAUGGUGCAGAGCGGUGGCAGGGCGGGUGGUGGGCGUGCUGCUGAAGCAGGCGGGGGAGAAGAUUGACGGCACCCGCAAGGUGGCGGGGCAGGGGCUGCAGCGGCUGCUGUGGGGGAGCAAGCACGGUGCAGCGAUGGCAGGGACACAAGAGACAAGAGGGGAAGCAGGGACUGCAGAGGCAGUUGAGGCACGUGGUGCUGGUGGCAGCACGCAGGGGGCAUCAGGUGGAGGCGGGGAGGAGACGGAUGGAGGAGGCGCAGUGAGUCAAUGCGUGGGCGGCACGGCAGAAGGGAGCGGUGUGUGCAGGGAUGUGGAUGGGUGGGAGCAGCUGAGGCAGCACGUGCCCUCCGACCCUCACUUCGCAUGGAAGAAUCCUGCGGCUGUCUUUCCCCGUCUGGCCCCGCUGCUGCUGCUGCCAGCCUACCGCCUGCCACUGCUCUCGGGGCUGCUGCUCUCCGCGGGUGCUCUCUCUCACUCCCUCACUGCCGCCUCCCUGCGCGCCCUGCUCUCUCUCAAACCAGCUGAGGGGACACAGGGGGCUAUGAGGGGGACAGGAGAGGGGGGAGAUGGUGGGCAGUGGGAGGAGGUGCAGGGGCGGAUAGCAGAGGACGUGGUGGUGCUGCUGAGGCGGCACCGCAAGCAGAAUCGAGUCAUAAUCCCGUACAUCAAGGCCAUCGCUGCUCUACUUCAGGCGGAUUUCUUUGGGUCGUUAUCAGCAGACACCCCAGCUUCAGAUGAG